AUGCAUAGGAUCAAUGGAUCCUCCGGUAUGCCGGUAUGCCAGUGCAUCUACUCCGACAUGCCUUAUAUGCCUGAGGCACCAAUCGAAUCUGCAGUCAAGGGCCUGAAGAAUAACAAAGGCUCCGAGAAGCAGCAGAGCGCAGCCAGGAGGAAGAACGGCGACUCCAACCCACACCGUAUUGGCAUUCUCUAUCGCCGUCACAUCUCUCGCAUAGUCCCUUUGAAACCAGAGAAAAUCCAAUUUUUUGUUAGUUAA
This is a messenger RNA of Penicillium roqueforti, 255 nucleotides long. RefSeq lists its product as uncharacterized. The transcript has 4 exons. NCBI's taxonomy places the organism in Eukaryota, Fungi, Ascomycota, Eurotiomycetes, Eurotiales, Aspergillaceae. The record is from RefSeq and is a predicted model, not a curated record. The coding region runs from base 1 to 255 and encodes 84 amino acids.